Molecule: messenger RNA, 1527 nt
Organism: Triticum turgidum subsp. durum (durum wheat)
Lineage: Eukaryota; Viridiplantae; Streptophyta; Magnoliopsida; Poales; Poaceae
Source: the annotation of a GenBank genome assembly
AUGGACGCCGGCAAAGAAUCAGCAUCAGCGAUGGCGGCGGGGGCGGGGGUGGCAUCGGCGAUGGAGCUGGACUUGUCGCGCGGCGGCGUGGUGCCCAGCUUCGACUUCGCGUUCGAUUCGGCCACCUUCUCCGACAGGGUGCUGCGGAUAGAGAUCGGCACCGUCAGCCCCGCGCCGGGAUCUGGCGGAGGAUCCGCCGCCGACCAGGAGCGCCGCCGCGAAGAGGAAGGUGAGAAAGAACAGAGUGUUGACUCUUCAUCGAUGAUGGUGGGCAGACCACUUUUACGAGAAAAAAACAUGCAUAUCAAUUCAGCGAUUCUUGCUUCAAGAAGUCCUUUCUUUCUAAAGUUUUUCUCAAAUGGCAUGAAAGAAUCUGAUCAGACGAAUCCAACAAUUAGGAUUACUGAUUCAGAGGAAAAUGCUUUUAUGGAGCUCUUAAGCUAUAUGUACAGUGGAAAGUUGACUAUAGCUGAGCCCACUCGUCUGCUCGACAUCUUGAUGGCUGCAGAUAAGUUCGAGGUUCUUUCUUGCAUGAGGCAUUGUAGUCAGCUGCUCAUAAGCUUGCCUAUGACCACAGAAUCUGCACUGAUCUACAUAGACCAUCCUUGUUCCGUUUCAGUGGUCAAUGAAGUUCGGCCUUUCAUAGAUGCAGCCAAGGAAUUCCUUGCGAACAAAUACAAGGAUUUUUAUGAGUUUAAAAGCGAGCUGAUGAACAUUUCUCUUGCUGGGAUAAAAGCCAUAUUUUCAAGUACUGACGUACAAGUGGAAACUGAAGAUGACAUAUAUUACUUCAUGCUUGACUGGGCCCGUGCACGAUACGUAGAAUUGGAGGAAAGACGUAAGAUCUUGAGUUCUCGCUUACUUCCUCUGGUACGCUUCAGUCAUAUGACGUGUGUGACACUUCAGGAGAUAUUAGCAAGCACUGAUAAUGAUAUAGAUCGCGAGCAAGUAACUCAUCGUAUUGCUGAGGCACUUCUACCCAAGGCUUACCCAAAGCAGAUGGAAGGUGCUCUUGCAGCAGAGGUAACAACCUGUUCGCGAUUUGCUGAGCGAGCGUACGAGUACAAACCUGUGAAAUUGAUUGCGUUUGAUCAACCCUGCCCACAGAUUAUAGUUUACUUGGAUCUAACACGCGAGGAGUGCUCUAAACUCUUCCCGUCUGGGCGUAUAUGCCCGCACCCAUUCCGGCUUCUAGGAUGGGGCUUUUAUCUGAUGGCAACCUGUGAAAUGGAUGAGCAGAGUAAGUUGUGCAGCUUUGGCCUCUGGUUAGGGGUCGCCAAAAAUAUGAAGGGAUCGUCAUGUUUCGAGGUAGAUUACGAGUUUGCUGCAAGGAAAAGAUCGUCAGGGCAGUUUGUGCGCAAGUUGGAGGGUAAGAUCUCCAUCGCUGAUGAGACACAUGGAUGCAGUGAUCUAUUUGGGAUUCCAUGGUCGACGUUCAUUGCCAACGACAACCUCUUCAUCAACGGCGUGCUACAUCUGAGAGCUGAUUUGAGGGUGUUGCUGGGGCAGCCAAAACUGCAAGCUUGA